ACUUGGCCGAAAAAUUUGAUGUGCCCGUUCCUGAUGAAGAUAUCGACAAUUAUGAUAAAUUUUUAGAUACGCUUACUACUUUACAAACAGCGUUUGAGGAUAUAAACAAUGAACAAGACAAACUCAUUGGAGAGUUCGUCAAAAAAAUUGAUAUUCACAUAAAAGACAUGAUUCAAGAUGUAGAACAAAUAAAUACCGAGGCUAAUGAAUUGUGGUUAACUGAUAUUAGUAGUAAUAAAGAAGAAGUAAAAUUGGCCUUAUCCAAACUUAAUAACCGAUUAGCAGAACGCCAAGAAGAAUCGAUUUUGUAUGAGUCUUAUCAGUGUUUCUUUCAAGUGGAAAUGACCAAAUUUGAUAUACUAAGUAAUGCAAGUGAAGCUGUAACACUCAGAAUUUUGCUAUGGGAUAGCUUAGAUGAAUGGGAAAAAAAGAUGUCUAUUUGGGAAGAAGAUAAUUUUCAUAAUCUAGAAGUAGAACAAAUGAACACGUUCUUAGCACUAAAUUUAAAAUAUGUAAUGCAAUUCAAAAAAAUUAUUCCUGUAUGUAAACUCGUUGAUCUUAUUGACAAAAAAGUGCAGUUAUUCAAAGAAAAAAUGUCGAUAAUAACUAUGUUAAGAAAUCCAAAUCUUAAGAACCAUCAUUGGAUAAAAAUCGAGCAUAUACUUGGGACAACAUUUCCAACUAAUCAAUCUCUUACUCUUAUUAUGCUCGAAAAGUUAGGUGCUUUCAAAUACGGUUCUGAAAUAAUAGAUGUUUCAAUUCAGGCCAGUUCUGAAGCUACUUUAGAAGCAAUGUUGAAGAAAGUUGAAGAUUCUUGGAAAAUUGUAAAUUUGAUUGUACUUCCCUACAAAAAUACUAAUGAUAUUUUCAUACUAGGUUCAUUAGAAGAAGUUCAAGUAACAUUGGAAGAAGCAAAUAUAAACUUAAAUACUCUCAUUUCAUCAAAAAACACAUUGAUGAUUAAAUCAAAAGUUGAAGACUGGAUAAAUUCUAUGGCCAUUAUGAAUGAUGUUAUAAUAGAAUGGAAUUUGUGCCAAAAUAAUUGGAUUUAUUUAGAAUCGAUAUUUGCUGCUCCGGAUAUACAAAGACAACUUCCAAAUGAAGCUAAAUUAUUUAAUCAAGUAAAUAAUUCAUGGAAGAGUAUAAUGCAAAAGGUUGUAAAAAAUCCUUUAGCAAUAAACAUAUGCACUGAAACCGACCUAUUGAAAACUCUUAUAAAAAAUAAUCAACAAUUAGAACAAAUAUUGUUAUAUUUAGAAGCUUAUUUAGAAUCAAAAAGAGUUGUGUUCCCGCGAUUUAAUUUCUUGGCGAACGUUGAACUAUUAGAAAUAAUCGCUCAAGCUCGAAAUCCAAGAGCCGUACAACCGUACAUGAACAAAUGUUUUGAAGCUAUUUGGCGAAUUCAAUUUAAAAACGAAGACUGCGAAGGAAAGCAGUUACAGUCAGUGGUUGAAGAAAAAAAUAAUACAGAUGUUAUCGCCAUGAUAUCUCCAGAAAGAGAAAUCGUCCAAUUCGUAUCACCGAUUAAAGCCACCGGGAACGUUGAAUUCUGGCUGUCAAGGGUAGAAAAAGAGAUGGUAAAUACACUACGAACUCUCAUGUCAAUAGCCAUCGAAGAUUACAACACAACUUCUAGAGAAGAAUGGGUGUUAUUACAUGCUGACCAGGUUAAAAUUUGA
Messenger RNA from Rhopalosiphum padi (bird cherry-oat aphid), 1679 nucleotides. Its product is annotated as dynein axonemal heavy chain 6-like. Gene Ontology annotation, molecular function: dynein light intermediate chain binding; minus-end-directed microtubule motor activity; dynein intermediate chain binding. Lineage: Eukaryota; Metazoa; Arthropoda; Insecta; Hemiptera; Aphididae. The transcript has 4 exons. Gene Ontology annotation, biological process: microtubule-based movement. Bases 168 to 1679 code for a protein of 503 amino acids. Gene Ontology annotation, cellular component: dynein complex. The record is from RefSeq and is a predicted model, not a curated record.